Messenger RNA from Misgurnus anguillicaudatus (oriental weatherfish), 2606 nucleotides. The record is from RefSeq and is a predicted model, not a curated record. Lineage: Eukaryota; Metazoa; Chordata; Actinopteri; Cypriniformes; Cobitidae.
AACCGAGGCACAUACCUAAAAAGUGAGAGGGCUGGGAUUGAAGCAGCAGAAGUUUAACGUUGCCGGACAGAGUCGAGGUCAGGAAUUCACACCUAUUCAAGAGUGAUUAUAUUAAACGUGCGCGUUCCGCGCGUCUUCUCCAUCGUGCGCCUCCGUCGACCUUCGCGUAAAGACCAUCAAUGAAGGAGCGCAGAUCUAUCCAGAAACUGUCCCUACAGCCCGGUAUGGAUUCGAGUCAGAGCGUCAAAUGCAAAAUCGUGGUCGUGGGAGACAGUCAAUGUGGGAAAACAGCUCUGCUCCACGUUUUUGCCAAGGACUGUUUUCCUGAGAAUUAUGUGCCCACUGUGUUUGAGAAUUACACAGCAAGUUUUGAGAUUGACAAACAGCGAAUAGAGCUCAGCCUGUGGGAUACCUCAGGCUCCCCUUAUUAUGACAACGUUAGACCUCUUUCGUAUCCCGAUUCGGACGCCGUCAUCAUAUGCUUCGACAUCAGUCGACCAGAGACUCUGGACAGCGUUUUAAAAAAAUGGAAAGGGGAGAUCCAGGAAUUUUGUCCCAACACAAAAAUGCUGCUCGUCGGAUGCAAGUCGGACCUUAGGACGGACCUGACGACUUUAGUCGAACUGUCCAAUCACAGGCAGACGCCCGUGUCAUACGAUCAGGGUUCAGCUAUGGCCAAGCAGAUAUCAGCACCUUACAUCGAAUGCUCGGCAGUGCAGUCGGAGAACAGCGUGCGGGACAUUUUCCACAUGGCGACAUUGGCGUGCGUAAACAAGAACAACAAAAACAUCAAACGCAACAAAUCGGCACGCUCCACCAAACGCAUCUCGCACAUGCCCGUGCGACCGGACCUGGCCGCCGUGGCGACAGACCUGCGCAAGGACAAAGCGAAGAGCUGCACGGUCAUGUAAAAUGAGCUCGGUGGGGGGGACAGAUGCAUUGUGGGAAUCAGUAAGGAGGGCGGACUAUGGAAGGUUACCUGCUUCCAAACACAAAGAAGAAGCGGAGAGGGCGAGAAGGAGCGCCGAAUUCCCUGAAGUUCUCUCGAAUUACGGAGUUCCGGAAUAACGGUAUGACCCCACCCACCCCUCCCUAACGUAUUCGAUCAGCAGGAGGAUGUCACCGCCCUCUCGGCCAAUGGGAGCUCUUCCGGCUCCUGGAAGUGAAGCUGCUUCCUCUGGAGGUUUCCUCCUGGAAGCUCACCGGACUUGCCUGCAGAAAGGACUUGAGGAAGUUGAAUCACAUAACCAUUGAAUCCAGAUUUCCGCUGAGCUUCGGCGCACUGCUAUUUUUAAAACGCUCUUAGAGAAGAUGCGUAUUUUUGGGGGGUUUCGUGUGGUGGUGAAGGAAAUGUUGUUUUUUAAAAUGAUGACAUUUCGACUGUCGCCUCUGUUUGGAAUGAGGAUUUGAAACGAGAGGGUAUCACUGUGGUUACGGAUCGCUUCCUCUUACGGUCCAGUUACGGUCGGUUUCGUUCCCUCUGGAGUUUGUGUGUGCGUGGUUUUCGUUUCCUUAUGCUAAGCUCAGCUAAAACUGUCUCCAUGGAUACACCGCUGGUAUAUUUGGACCUGGCAUAACUCCUCAUAAAAACAGUUCAUUAGGAUUUCAGAAAAUAAAGAAACCAAAGAACUGGAAAAGACGUGGAUGUUUGAUGGAUGAGUAUUGUAGAAGGCUUUGGUGGAUCAAUAAAAUUUCUUCCACGGUUCUGUAAGAACACAAAUGUGACCUUUUGAGAUUCGAUCAGAUCUUCAGUCCAACAGCUGAAGCACGGCAGUAAGUUAAAGCAGCUAAUCGAAGCUAUAAAGAAUUCGAAUUUUAAUAGACUAGUCAUGCAUACUUGUGAGAAGUCAAUUAGAUGACUUUUAUAACCCAUCACUACAGACGCAGUACAGCAAAUUAGAAACUAACAGUACAGCAGAUUGCAAUAGCUGUCAGUCGAAACUAACAAAUAAUUGUGCAAACAAAUUUUUUUUUUGAGCGUAAUGAAUAAAAUGCUGAAACUUAAACUUUGGUUUUGUUUGCUCAGUCCAGCACAAAAGACUUCGACUUCGGGGGAAGAUGUAGGAACAUAAAGUUUUUUUUUACCAUCUUUACUCGACAAUGCAGUUCAUUUUUCGCUCCAAAACGCAAACAUGACUCAAAAAAAAAUUUACGAUGCACAAAACGUGUUACGAAUCAGAGCUGUGGGAGAAUAUCCGUAGCAUUGAAAUAAACUGAACCGAACAGAUUUUCAGAUGUAUGAAGCUAGCUGCAGACUUUCAUUCGCUGCAUGUUUGUAGUUGCACUUUUAAUUUCCAACUUUGGCAAAACGAACGAAAAAUUGUUUUUUACAUUUUGUGUUGUUGUUUUUUUUUUUACGGGUCAGAGAUAAAUUUCUUAAAAUCUGUUUCAACAUAGGCAGUAUUAAACAAUUUUUGUGUGUGUAAAUGUUGAGAAAUGUGUUGGUGCUGAUAAAUAAUGUUACCUAGGAUGUCUGUUUUUAACCAUGUGUUGAGGUCCGUUUAUGUCUGUUUUUGUUGAUGUUGACAUGAUAUUUAUUGAAUUCUAUAUUUUUCCCUCAAAAAUAAAUCGGAAAAUAAAUGAAAAUGAAUCUUUUUGAUAUGAAA